AUGGAGGAACACUUUGGAACUAUGGAACACACCUUCAUGACCAUUCAUAAUCUAUCAGCUGAAGCCAACAUAUUGUUUUCUUCGGACUCUAUCGCUGAAAUAUUGGGUUACCAACCUCACGAGGUGCAAGGCAGAUCAUGCUUCGACUACUUCCACCCAGAUGAAGUACCAUUUGCAAGGACGGUUCACAGUCGGGGUGUUCGGCUGGAUAAAGCCGCGUCACUUCAUUAUGUACGAGUGCAAUCCCGAGAUGGCCAGUGGAUAAGCUGCGAGUGCUGCUUUACCGUCGUCCACGAUGUGUUGGUAGCAUGUACAAGCAUCUACAGGCGGGGAUCCAAGAGUCAGAGACGGGCGAUUGACGCACCCCAGAUUCGCCGUAUCUUCUCCAGCUCACCGAGAGACCCUCGUUACCACAUGUUGGAGCACCUCUCGCCCAAAUUCAAGAUGACUCCAGUGGAACGAGAGCCCCGUGCGGCUCUCAUCCUCAACAGAUUCACAAGACCGUUAUCGAUCAUGUAUGCGACAGAUGCUGUUGCUCAAAUCCUCGGCUUGAGGCCAGAACAGCUUCAGAAUAAAAGCUUCUACCAAUGUAUAGCAGACAAUUGCCUUGCAGAUGCCGUAAGGUGCCUGGAGAGCGCAAAGUCUAACGAUUCCAUCGCAUACCUUCGAUUCUGGUUCCGCGAUCCUAGGACACUGGAAGAUUUUGGUAUUGAGGAGGAUGGUGAGGUAGAUGGCCAUGCGGGCGGAGGCAGUCCCAGCAGCAGCGACUCAGACGGUGGUGCGCAGCUCGCAACUCCAAUGGACAUUGACUCGGAGGAGCCCGUGGUCAAGACAGAACCGAGGAGUCCUGAUGUUUCGUCAGCGGAGCCUAUGCAAACGGCCACUGGGGAGUCAUCAGCAUCAUCAGGUGCUCCAGUGGGUGUUGUCCCGGAGGGUUUAUCAUACCAGGCCUCUCACUCGGGACAAUCGCCCCCGCAGCCGGCUGCAGAUCAAGGUGCGCAGAACGGCAACGCGCAUCGUCCAGAGCCGAUAGCGACGUUCGAGUUAGAGGCCGUUGUCUCAUGCACAUCGGAUGGGCUCGUCGUGAUUCUUCGACGAGCCCGACCCCCUAUCCCAACGGCCUACCCGCCCUCGCUGCACACCGGCUUCCAGAACGGUCUAUUCGCAGCACCUUGGGGCGAGCAGCCGAUCCAGCCUUACUAUCCGCCAGAAAACUACCACCGUUUCAGCCCACCCCUGUUACCUGAGUACAUGCCGCUGCAGGAGCAUGUCAAGGCAGCCGGCGGACCACCGGUGGACCAACUCAUGCGGUCGAUUCGGGAUGUUGCCGUGUUUGCUUGGGCCUUGGUUGGCAUAAAUGGCAAUCUUGCCAGCCAUUGCCACGGAAUCCCCCAGGGUGAAGCACAGCCAGAUGGGCUGCCUAUCUGGGACCCGAAUGCGGGAAAAACAUCUUACCUAGGCCCCGAAAACCAAGCAAGCCGGCGUUGGUCACGUCCGGCGAUCAGCGAUGGCAAAGGCAAAGGCAUCGCCCACUCGACUGGCAUGAAUAUGGAUGGGUUUGCGGGAGCGGACCAUUACGGCAUCGCCACUGCGGGGCCAAGCACGACCACCCAGUCGUACUCCCACUCAAGUUGGACGAAUGCCGGACAGGAUGGCCACGGACUUGGGGGGCCAAUAUAUCAGCAGCCACAAUACUCGUCUCACAUGUUGCCUAGGAGCGAGGCAUAUACAGCGCAGGGACCCUGGGCGGAAGCAGGUGCAAAUGAAGCGCAGCAACACAACGGCAACCAAGGCAUUCCUACCACACAACCAUCAAAUGCCGAGGACGGGCAACCUUCUUCCCGGAACCUAUGGCAAUGA
Messenger RNA from Neoarthrinium moseri, 1860 nucleotides. RefSeq lists its product as uncharacterized. Gene Ontology annotation, molecular function: RNA polymerase II transcription regulatory region sequence-specific DNA binding; DNA-binding transcription factor activity, RNA polymerase II-specific; protein binding. The coding region runs from base 1 to 1860 and encodes 619 amino acids. The transcript has 3 exons. The record is from RefSeq and is a predicted model, not a curated record. Lineage: Eukaryota; Fungi; Ascomycota; Sordariomycetes; Amphisphaeriales; Apiosporaceae.